Molecule: messenger RNA, 213 nt
Organism: Auanema sp. JU1783
Lineage: Eukaryota; Metazoa; Nematoda; Chromadorea; Rhabditida; Rhabditidae
Source: the annotation of a GenBank genome assembly
AUGAAUGUCAUGUGGUUUUCACAGGCACUGAACAGUCGUCUCUCUCCUUACCUCUCCAUCUCUUCCACAAACAUUACUGCUAGUUCUACUGCUUCAGUAAGUAAUCGCACAUACACUUUCACACUGGAGAACAAGGAACAAAAACAGUUCUUAACAAAGGAGCCAUCUUCACACAGUGAUUGGCGAGGUCAACAAUCACCGGAUAGAUUGUAA